This is a messenger RNA of Linderina pennispora, 2444 nucleotides long. RefSeq lists its product as uncharacterized. Lineage: Eukaryota; Fungi; Kickxellomycota; Kickxellomycetes; Kickxellales; Kickxellaceae. The coding region runs from base 331 to 2403 and encodes 690 amino acids. The transcript has 2 exons. The record is from RefSeq and is a predicted model, not a curated record. Gene Ontology annotation, molecular function: DNA binding.
GCGGUGUAUCAAUAUUGGUGUCACCCUUUUAGUCACUCGGUUAUUUAUCGCUGGCCCAGUCGCCUUACUGACUGUGAGGACCAUUGGUGUGCUUGCCAGCCCGCAUCUGCCUAGCCGUCUUUCUGUCUGUCUCUCCGUCUGCGUGUAUGUGCAUGUUUGUGACGGAAAGACAUUCACUGGAACAUUCGGAACUCGGCUGCUUUAUCUCUGGGCUAUACGUGGGCGAUUUGCUGGAUGUGCUAUUCUCGUCAACUAUACAGCAUUUGCCGAUCUCCGCCGCUCCCAUGUUCUCCUAGUGUCGCAAUGGGCGUCAAAUAACAAGGGCCAAUAAUGAAGACGAUUGCCCACCUUUAUCGCUCCCUCCCCGUUGCCCAAAUACUUUCCGUCAAAAGGUGCUGGGAUUUUUUUAUUAAACCGGAUGCCAGCGGGUUUCUUCACGAAAAUGCCUCUCACUCAUACCCCAGGCCCAGCCAACCACCAGCCGUGUCUGGUACUACGACCCUGUCAUGUUGUAAGCAAGCAUAUUGCCGAUUGACCCCGUGUAAAACAACACCAUGUAGGCUUUCGGGCACAAAGGCAAUGAGCGGAGUUGGCUAUUUCUUUGCCGACGCCCUCACGCUCAUCAAGCCCACCGUUGCCGGCGUCAAGUGCCUGGACUGCGUUGAUGCCGUUGAUGCCGGCACACUCCUGCCUGAUGUUCUGAGCGCCCUGGUCCGCAUCAACGCUGGCUUCCCGGCAGAGGGCGAAAUCAAGACGCCAGGACGGUUCGGCAUCGUCCCGCCUGUUCCUUUGCAAAAAAAGAUCUUCCCGUGGGUUGGAGGCGUCCUACCAGCAUUGUUCCUGGGGGACAACAAUGACCAGCAGCGCUCAGUCACCCGGUUCCUACGCCUCCUGCGUGAGCUGCGCACUGUUCUGCUGCAGGACAUUGCUGUCCUGCUCGAGGUCCCAGCCCUGAGCGACCAUGUCCACAAGCAUGCUGUGUUCUCGCACAGCGUCUUCAGCUCGCCCGAAUUCGCAGCAUACCGCGAAACCGUGCGCACACAGGCCAGCGACGAGAUUAACCAGCUCAAUGGGCUGAUCACCGAGUCAGUCAAGUGGGUCUCCUCGCGCAGGAAUAGGCUCGUGACGACCUCGUCUGAGCGCUUCAAGCCAACCGCCCCGCGUCUCGAAGUAAGGUACGAGCCGCGCCGGAUCACCCAGGAUAUCGAGGUGGCCAAUGCCAACGACAACGAGCGCAAGCGCCCCCGCAAACAAUCUCGCACGCAUGUCGAGUAUGAUGCUGAUGCUGUGGCUGCUCGUUUGGCUAAGCGCACACGCCGUGUCUAUGAUGCUAUUGCCAGCGGCAGUGGCCCUGCACGGCGGCAGCCACAUAGUGCCGACGACGGUGCCGGCGAGGUUCCCGAUAGCAGCAGCUCGGAGGAUGUGAUGCGGUCGGUGAACGACCUGCGCAUGGAAAACUCGGAGCUGAAGCUCAAGCUGCGCAAGCUGGAGCUCGCUUUGGAGCAGCACCAGGUGGAUGUGCAUUCGUGGAUGAUCAAGGUUGAGCGGUCACUUCGCAGCCAGAACAGCCCGAAGCAGCAGGAAAAAGACCAGGAGAGGCCGGCGACCCAGCUGAAUCCGGCUGCGUCUCCAGCUCAGCCCGUUCAACCGCAGCAGCAGAAGAAGCAUAUUCCAUUCUAUCCCAUCGGACAGGGCCCAGCGAAUAGCCACGCGCAGACAUCGUAUGGUGAGUCUACCAACACAAAGGUUGUGUCACUGCCGAGCAUCCAGAGCCUGAACCAGUUUGAAACCCCAGUGAGUAACGACAGCAGCGGCAAUGACCGCUACUUUGGUCACCAGUCGUCGCCUGCACCCAUUGCCCCCUCUGCCAAUGCCCCGCCCGCUGAGGCCAACGGAAUCAUGAACCACGGGUACCCAGCACCCUCCAGUAACAGCCGCCCAUCUCACGCGGCCGACAUGCUGCCGAACAGCGGCAGACACUCGCAGGCCCAAUUCCAGCAGCCCUAUAGCCGCUCGCCGCCACCCCGCGGUCUGCAGCUGCAGCUUCCGAAUCCGACCUCCAGGCAGCACCAGAUGUACGGCCGCUCAAGCGGGUACCGCUCACCGCCGUUGCACCAGCAGUACACUGCCCCACCCCCACACCAGGCCCAGCAGGCUCCGCCUCCGCCUCCGCCUCCGCCUCCGCAGCAGGCGUCGCUCAGCCACGGCCACUACAGUGGCCAUCACUACAACCAGCAGCAGCAUCAGCAGCAAGUGCCGCCGCAGCAGUAUCAGCCGCAGCACCCGUCUGCAGUUGAGACCAGCGAACCCCAGUGGUACCACAGCCAGCCCGAGCACCAGCGCCACCAGUAUAGCAACGGCCCGACGUCGCCCAUCCACCACACCAACCGCUCGGCUUAUUAAUUUACCUCAUAUCAGUGCUAACGUUAUAUAAUCUUAGAUGC